UUUUUUUUUUUUUGCUACUUCCGUGCAGCUUAAUGCGGAAGACAAACAGGGGAUGAGGAUUCUUGACAAACUUUAACGGACCGAGGCAAGUUUCUAAGGAUUUUGUGCGAACGUUUGACUUGUCAGGUCAAAAAAACAACCAUGUGGCCAAAUCAAGGUCCCCCGCCUCCAUAUGACACACAAAACCCUGCCUACCCUCCUGGCUACAACCCUGCAUAUCCUGGUGCACCUGCACCAGGAGUCUUCCCCCAACCUCCACCUCCAGCUUACCCAGCUGGCCAGUACCCAGCCGGCCAGUUCCCAGCUGGUAUGAACCCAGCCAUGGUACCAAAUGCACCUCCAGGGGCGAUGCCGUACGGAGCUCCAGGACCUUAUCCUUAUCCUAUGGCUCCAGGAGUCCCGCCUGCAGGUGUUCACCCAGGUCCAUACCCAGGUCCAUACCCACACUCUCCAAAAGGGGGUCACCACAAAGGCCACCACAAAGGCCACGACAAGGGCCAUCAUCAUGGAGGGCUAAAUCCCAUGACCGGAGCAUUAGCCGGAGGAGUGGCAGGAAUGGGAAUGGGGGUGGUUGGACAUAAAGCCAACAAAAAGAUGAAGAAGAAGAUGAAGAAAGCUCACAAGGGACACAAACAUGGCAAGUCCUCCAGCAGCAGCAGCAGCAGCAGCUCAGACUGAAGACACCAGUUCACAGUUCAAGACAAGGCUUUCACAGAAAUGCUGCUUUACAAAGGGGCAAACUGACUAUUAACAAGAAACACACAAAAGUCAUACUUAUAUUCCCUGAAAAUGCAGUGUUUUAUCAUAUCUGUUGCUGUGAACAUCUCCUCAGCAUGUUGACUGUAUUGGCAUUCCACUAUGUCUUAAAUUUAUUUCCUUUUUUGUGUGUGUGUGUGUGUGUGUUGUUUGUAGUAUAUGUUCUAUACACUAAUGUACAAACACGAAAUAAUUUGAAGCACUGUGCAGACGACUUUCUUAACGCACUACUUUGUUUUGAUUGUUUGAGAAAACCUAACAUUGUGAUUUAGUCAAAAAAAUGUUAAAUCUGUUUUGAGGAUUAAUUUAAAGGUGGAGACUUAUUGUGUAUUAUAUUGAGUGUAUUUUUCUUUAGGUCUGUAGAUGGUCUAAUAUUCACUACUGUACUUUAUUGCAAAAAAAAAAGUUAUUCUAGCCUACAUUGCUGUUUAUCUGCAAUAAUUGUAAUAGAUAUAAAGCUCUUGAAUCAACCCUGCUCAAUAAAAUGGAUGUAAAUGAAAAAACUAAGCUGUGUC
Messenger RNA from Morone saxatilis (striped sea-bass), 1271 nucleotides. RefSeq names its product proline rich 13 (gene prr13). Lineage: Eukaryota; Metazoa; Chordata; Actinopteri; Moronidae. The record is from RefSeq and is a predicted model, not a curated record. The coding region runs from base 142 to 678 and encodes 178 amino acids. The transcript has 4 exons.